CGCGGGCGACUGACGGCUCGAGACAGCUGCUGAAGCUCUGGACACCUGUUGCCACGGAGACCAGACGAGGCGGGAAAAUUACCAUUAAAAAGAAAUAAAAGAAGAAAUCCGCCACCUGGCCAGGUGUUUCCUCAUUUUUUAAAAUCUCCACAGCUGUUAAAGACAGUCAGCCAUGUCGUCUACAGUGCUGCUCAAUCUGCUGCGUUGUGGUCGCUCCACCAUCACCAGGCAGACCUUCCUCACCGUACGCUCCUCAGCAGAAAGCUCCACAGCUUCCGGGCAGAUGGGCGGGACAUUGUUCGGGGUGGUGGGCGUGCGGCAGGCCAGUGGGUCGACCCGCUUUGACAGUGACGGCAGCGGCCGGCCGGUCACCUGGGACUCAUUUGGUAUCUGGGACAACAGGAUAGAAGAACCAGUCCUCCUGCCCUCCAGUAUCAAAUAUGGAAAACCCAUUCCACAGGUCAGUCUUUCCCGGGUCGGCAGCACGUCUGUUUUGGGUCUCAGGAAGCAGAACGAGGACCGUCUCCGUGUUGCCCGUAUCCAUGACAACCUGCUAUACUUUGCCGUGUUCGACGGCCACGGCGGCCCGCACGCUGCCGACUACUGCUACACCUUCAUGGAGAAAUUUAUCAGAGAUGCUUUGGAGGAGGAGGAUGAUCUGGAGAAAGUUUUGAAGAAAGCCUUUCUGGAUGCUGACAAAGCUCUAUUCAAACACCUCAGCUAUUUCAACAACCCCUCCUUCCUAACAGCCGGCACCACGGCAACGGUUGCUCUGUUACGGGACGGCGUGGAGCUGGUUGUCGGGAGCGCCGGUGACAGUCGGGCGCUGCUGUGCAGGAAAGGACAAGCAGUGAAGCUGACCAAAGACCACACACCUGACCGUGAGGACGAGAGACAACGGAUCCGGAAGUUUGGUGGCUUCGUGACGUGGAACAGUGUGGGUCAGGCUAACGUUAAUGGGCGGCUCGCCAUGACUCGCAGCAUUGGAGACUUCCACCUGAAAACCAGCGGCGUCAUUGCUGACCCAGACACGCGGCAGCUCAACAUCCAUCACGCCGAUGACGCUUUCCUGGCUCUGACCACCGACGGCAUCAACUUCCUGCUGAGUGAUCAGGAGAUCUGUGAUGUCAUCACACAGUGCCAUGACCCCACAGAGGGUGCAGAAGUCAUUGCUGAGCAGGCGCUUCAGUACGGCUCAGAGGACAACGCCACCAUCAUUGUCGUCCCAUUCGGCGCCUGGGGGAAACACCAGAGCUCCACCGCCGCCUACAGCAUGAUCAGGAACUUUGCUUCAAGUGGGAGAUGGGCGUAGAGGACACACACACAAAAACAUUGCAGAGCUCUAAAGCUGUCACCAAAAUGAAUUAAACAGGACUUUGACUUGAAGGACAAACAUUUUGGAUCUUUUACAAAUGAUCUGGCAACUACCCCAAAUUCAUCUGACAACACCCAUGACCCAUCGGAGACUCAAGGGCAAUGUUGGCUUUGUGCACAUCUUUAGUGUUAACGUCCUUGUGUUAGCUCACAGAUGACUUGUCAACAGUGUAUAUAGAGUGUAUAUUAAUAUGCUGUACAUACAAAGAAGUUUUCUGCAGUGUUUGUAUGUCAAGUUUGUAAAACAGUGUGCUUGUAUGUUUAGACAAAACAUUUUCACAUAUCUCCUGUGUUUUUUUCAAAUUAACAGCAAACUUUGGCAGUUUGCUACUGUGUGAAAACUACAAAUUUUCAAAAUGUUGACUUGUCAAGAAGUAUGAAGCACAAUAUAGUUUCACAUUGGUCUCAGAGUUGAUUUGAAUUUAACCAGCAGUGUAAAAAGACUUUUUUUUAACCCACAAAGGACGAUUUUCACAUUAAAAGUAUUCAUAAAAACAUAAACUAGCUUUAUUACUGUGUUCAGACAGAACGGAAAGUGAGUUUUAGACAUAAUGUGAUUUCAUACAAAGUCAAUUGAAAGAUGCGUAUGUGUGAUUUGAAAAUGUUUCAAUUAGAGUGAAAAAAUUGGGUGUAUCCAAGAGCUCAGCGUCCCAUAGACACAGUCGGUGCGUUUAGUUACUUAAAAGCUAAUGUAAAGUUGAUAUUUUGGGUGUUUGGGGCAAAUAAAUAUGUUGUUUUUUGUUUUCAAAGUCGUUAUUGGUCGUCUGCUCUGCUGCAGUAAUUUGCUCUUGGCAAUGUAAAAUUCUGUCUGCUCUGUAGGCAAUGUUAAGAGAACGAGGAACAAGUUGCCUCAUAUUGGAGGAGUGACCACAAAACUGCAGAAGAGCUGUUUUAUGACAAGUAUUUUCUGUACUUACAGUUAUACUUUUUGCCAGGUCUCUCUUUUAAAAGAUCUCAGAGAGACUUUGUAGUUAAAUGAAAGAAAAUACUAUUGAAAAUGUAUCUAAAACUAUAAUUUUACCAUCUCUUGUGUCAGUUAUCAGCUGACUUGCUGAAGUGUUUUUAAACAGCACACUGUAUCCUACCAGCUCCAGACUUCUGACCUCUGAGGUCUGACCCUGGACCCCUGACCUCUCUCAGACCAUCCAUGAGAGGAUCUGUAUACAGGGAAGAAUAAAGUUUGACAUGUUAAACUGAAA
This is a messenger RNA of Thunnus maccoyii (southern bluefin tuna), 2573 nucleotides long. Its product is annotated as protein phosphatase 1K, mitochondrial-like. The record is from RefSeq and is a predicted model, not a curated record. Lineage: Eukaryota; Metazoa; Chordata; Actinopteri; Scombriformes; Scombridae. The transcript has 9 exons. Gene Ontology annotation, molecular function: protein serine/threonine phosphatase activity; cation binding. Gene Ontology annotation, biological process: protein dephosphorylation. The coding region runs from base 173 to 1312 and encodes 379 amino acids.